Mucor velutinosus is the source of this 4989-nucleotide messenger RNA. RefSeq lists its product as uncharacterized. The transcript is spliced from 8 exons. The coding region runs from base 1 to 4989 and encodes 1662 amino acids. NCBI's taxonomy places the organism in Eukaryota, Fungi, Mucoromycota, Mucoromycetes, Mucorales, Mucoraceae. Gene Ontology annotation, biological process: microtubule-based movement. Gene Ontology annotation, molecular function: microtubule binding; ATP binding; microtubule motor activity. The record is from RefSeq and is a predicted model, not a curated record.
AUGAGUGGAGGAGGCAAUAUCAAAGUCGUCGUGCGAUGUCGUCCUAUGAAUGCUAGAGAAAUUGCUCGUGGAGCAGUGGGUUUGAUUCGCAUGGAUGGUGAUCAAACCAUCAUUAGUAGACCGCCGGAUCAAAGGACUGGAAAGGAAUCGGAAGAUGUCAAGGCAUUUACGUUUGACAAGUCAUACUGGUCGGCAGACAAGAACGAUCCUCGCUAUGCCGAUCAACAAACAGUGUACAACGAUAUGGGUGAAGAGCUGCUGGACCAUGCUUUUGAUGGUUACAAUUGUUGUAUUUUUGCAUAUGGUCAAACGGGUUCUGGUAAAUCCUACUCGAUGAUGGGCUAUGGUGAAGAUAUAGGUAUCAUUCCUCGUACCUGUUCAGAGCUGUUCAACCGUAUCACCCUCAAUUCACAACCUAACUUGACCUACCGUGUCGAAGUGUCCUACAUUGAAAUCUACAAUGAAAAAGUACGUGAUCUGCUCAACCCCAAAAACAAAGGUAACCUCAAAGUGAGAGAGCAUCCUUCACUGGGCCCUUACGUGGAAGAUUUGUCUCGACUGGUGGUAACAUCCUUUGCCGAUAUUGAACAUCUCAUGGAUGAAGGCAACAAGGCGAGAACAGUGGCUGCUACCAACAUGAACGAAACAUCAUCAAGAUCCCAUGCCGUAUUUACACUUUUUUUAACGCAAAAGAGAUUGGACGAUUUAACCAAGCUGGAGACGGAGAAAGUAGCUAGAAUCAGUUUGGUAGAUUUAGCUGGUAGUGAACGUGCCAAUAGUACGGGUGCAACAGGUGCUCGACUCAAAGAAGGUGCCAACAUCAAUCGAUCACUGACAACACUGGGUAAAGUCAUUGCUGGACUGGCAGAGCAAUCAUCACAAGAAGGAAAACGAGGCAAAAAGAAGGAAGUGUUUAUACCCUACAGAGAUUCUGUACUGACAUGGCUACUGAAAGACUCGCUGGGUGGUAACUCCAAAACAGCCAUGAUCGCCGCCAUUUCUCAAGCAGAUUACGACGAGACGCUCAGUACAUUACGAUAUGCAGAUCAAGCAAAACGAAUAAAAAAUAAGGCUAUUGUCAAUGAAGAUCCCAACGCCAAACUCAUCCGGGACCUCAAAGACGAAUUGGAUCAGCUUCGAGACAGACUGCGCACGUAUGCACCAGAAGAAGUAGAGCAACUCACAGCCACCAGUGCUUAUAAAACUACUACUACAAGUACCAGUGCUUCUCGCUUACCAGCAUCAGCAGCACAAGCAGCAGCAGCAACCGCCUCUGGUAAAAAGACAUUGCCUGAAUUCGAGAUUAUGGAUAGCACAGGCAAGAAAAAAAAAAUGUCCAAAGAAGAGAUCAUUGAGCAAUUGCAGAGCUCUGAGAAACUACUGGCUAAUUUGAACGAAAGCUGGGAGGAAAAGCUGAAAAAGACAGAAGAGAUUCACUUGGAACGAGAGAAAUCACUUAAAGAGCUCGGCAUCACCAUUGAAAAGAACGACAUGGGCGUGUAUACCCCCAAAACAAUACCUUUUAUCGUUAACUUGAACGAGGAUCCACUCAUGUCAGAAUGCCUCAUGUACCAAAUCAAACCUGGGUUGACACGACUGGGAAGACAAGAGAGCGACGUACAGGCUGAUAUUCGGCUCAGUGGCUCCAAUAUCCAAGACGACCAUUGCACGUUUGAAAACAAGAAUGGCAUAGUGACACUGCAUCCAGGCACAGACUCACUUACUAUGGUCAACGGCAUGCGCAUCACAGCACCACGUCAGCUCAAAAGCGGCUAUCGCAUCAUCCUGGGAUACUAUCACAUCUUUCGCUUUAAUAACCCGGAAGAGGUGCGCAAAGAGCGUGACCUACAAAAAGUGGCUAUUGGCAACAGCAUGAGUGGGGCUACCACGCCUGCAUUGAUGGAUGAUAGCAGCUCUCGACCUGACUCACCUUCCUCUGAUGUGUCUGAGGUAAUUGACUGGAACUAUGCUCGACGUGAAGCUGCUCUGAAUCACUAUGGAACCGAGGAAUUUGAAGGCUUUAAAGACGAAGAACUGGACAGUCUAUACGACAAUCUUUCUAAAGUGCGCAAUUCCAGAAGAACACGAUCAGAAAGCAGGGCAGAGAACGAGGACGACAACGUGUCUUCUACCACCAGAGACUCGUUUCGCAAUUCAUCCACACUGAUAGGAGGAACAGGAGCAGCAACAGAUGGAGCAGAGAGCGUUUGCACUGACUUAUCUAUCGCACAUUCCGAUUUCUUGGAGGAAAAGCUCAAGCAAGAAAAGGACCGUAUGCAAAAGGAACUGGACAACCAGAAGCGCCUGUUUGAAGCCAAGAUUCAUCGCAUGUCAAGACAGUACUCACAGCAACUCAUGGAGCCCGCGUACACACCAGAACAAAUGGCCAUGAUUCACAAAGUGCUGGCUAAAUGGAGACAGCUAAGAACAGUGGAUAUGGCUGAAGUCGUGCUCACCCAUGCCGUCAUGCUCAAAGAAGCCAACAUCAUCUCCAGAGAGCUUAACAAGCAAGUGCUGUAUCAGUUUGCCGUGAUUGAAGACGAGCCCUUGUCCAACCCUCUUUCCUUCUGGGAGCCCACAUCCGCAUUGCAUCAAUUUGAGACGGACGAAGACACCAUGCUCAUGUCCACACCCAAGCCUUGUGUUGGCGUGCGUGUGAUUGAUAAAAAGAAUCAGGUCAUUUACGUAUGGUCGCUCGAGAAGCUCAAGCAGCGGCUGCAUAAGAUGCGCAAUCUCUACAACUUUAUGGACAAACCACUGUACAGAAAGCAUUUUAACUGGGAAGAUCCCUUCUUUGAAAACCCGUGUCCCAAAUACACGUUCAUCGGUGCAGCCUCCCUCUCUCUGCGCAAUCUAAUAUCACAGCAACCUUAUCAAAGCUCAGUAGAAAUUAUUUGCCACAGCACAGGACAAGUACGCGGUAAGCUGGCAAUCUUGGUGUCACCCAUUGCUCGAUCUGCUGCUAUUGUCAAUGAUAGCAUGGCAUUGCCACUCACCAGCCAUCACCAUCAUCACCCGCUUACAUUUCCCGAAAAUGACGACGACGAGCAAGUCGACGAAGACGAGGACAAGGAGGAGGAUAAAGAAGACGAUCAAACAACCUUGCAGUGUGGCCAAAACCUUUUGUUUGAGAUACAAUUGAUGGAGUUCAGCGGCAUCAAGGAAUCCGAGUUUACAGAUGUCCAUGUCCAGUUCAAGCUGUCGUCAUUUGGCGGCAUUGCUUCUCAUUCACCUGCUGAAAAAAUCUUUGCCACUGAACCAGCCAACUAUUUUGAAAGCAAUCCUGUCCAACUCGGCUUCAAACAGACACUUUCGCUCACUGUCACUCCCAAUGUGUUGGAGAUACUGCAAAAUGGCUAUAUUCCGUUCGAAGUAUUUGGAAAAGCGCAACCAAGAGUUUUGUUACAGCAAGAGAGAUGGGACGAUCAGCGAGAGAGACCUCGCCUAGUGGAUCUAUUCGCAGCACAACAACAACAGCAAAAAUCACAAAUAAAUUCAAACGACCACACCUCUGUCAAGUCAUCUUCGGGCAGCAGCAGUAGUGAUUCCACUAUUGCCUCUCUAGAACGCAGAUCAGAAGAAGAGCUACUGACUGCAGAGCGCCAUGACAUUGUAGCCUGGAUAGAGGUGAGAGAGCUGUCUCCCUCAGGGGAGUACACACCAGUGCAACUAUUGUCCAAAAGCCCCAUGGAUAAAGGCUAUUUCACGCUACGACAAGGAUUACAGAGACGAAUAUGCUUUACAUUAUCGCAUACAUCUGGCCAUCAGUUUGAAUGGACUAGGAUCAAAAAGGCAUCGAUAGGCCAUGUGCGACUACUCGAUAGCAAAGGUCGUAUUCUGGAGUCUCCAGCACAGGAGAAUAUACCCAUCAAACUGCUCAGCAAGCAGCAAGUGUUCUACAAUUCAGAUGGCACCAGUCGCAUCAUUGCUCAAGGCGCUUGGGACAGUUCGCAGCAUGAAUGUAUCUUUUUGAAUCGACUCACAGAUCUCAACAGCCGUGUCAUACUCAACUUGAGAUGGGAAGUGGAAGCUGAACGAUGCGAGAAGCCUGUACAGUUUAACAUGGAUAUUGCACUACAGAUUCAAGGCAGAGACCGGUCCACCGGCGGAGGCAAGUUUAGCAGCUUUAGAAAGUUGUUAUAUCCAAGCGGUAAACAGCUCAGCAAAUACAGCGGUGUGUUUUUGGUCCAUUUGAAGCCACCCAUGACAAGACGCUUGAGCCAGCUAUGGAGACUAAAUACAGCAUCCAAGUAUGUGCACGGUGAAGAGUUUUUAGGCUCUUGGAGACCCCGUGGUGUGUCGUUGAUCAAUGAUUUCACGCAUAUUCAAGAAUUCAUCAAGCGCAAGAACCAAGUGGCGUUCACGAGACAAGUGUUGGUAUUGAGAGAAGCGGAAAAGAAUGCUGUUUUAUCGUCUCCAUCGUCGCUCUCCUCGUCCUCCGAGACAGCUGUGGCUGUGGCUGCUGAUAAUGAUGAAAAACAAGCUUUGCUGCUAAGAAAAGUCAUUGAUUUGUGGCAGCUGAAACUAGGCACAGACAAGGACAUUGUCAUCAGUCAAGAUCCACCACCCCUUGUCAUUGAAGCCAACAAUGUUAUCAUGCCGUUGGUGCAAGAACCAUUGUCUAUAUCCAAGCUAAUUGCCGAAGUGGAAUUGAUCACUCAAUCAGCCAACAUCUCAAAGAAGGGGUAUUUACUAUAUCAAGAAGAUGCGGCGCAGGAUUUAUGGGUGAAACGGUGGUUUGUAAUUCGACGUCCUUAUAUAUACAUUUAUUCCAACGACACGGAAUCAGAUGAGCAGGGUGUUAUCAAUGUAGCCUCUGUUCGCAUUGAUUACAAUGAGGCGCUGGAAAAGAUGAUUCAGCGCACAAAUGUGUUUGCUCUUUAUACCAAUAACAAUGCCUAUACCCUACAAUCGGGAACUCGUCAAGACAUGAUCCACUGGAUUCAGAUCAUUGAUCAAAAGUAUCCAAUGGACAAUCUGUUGCCAUAA